Messenger RNA from Drosophila novamexicana, 773 nucleotides. RefSeq lists its product as uncharacterized. The record is from RefSeq and is a predicted model, not a curated record. The coding region runs from base 79 to 756 and encodes 225 amino acids. NCBI's taxonomy places the organism in Eukaryota, Metazoa, Arthropoda, Insecta, Diptera, Drosophilidae. The transcript has 3 exons. Gene Ontology annotation, molecular function: lysozyme activity.
CGAAAGAGCCUCCGUUACGCUGACAAGUGAAGAAUUAGAACGCCAAUUUAUUAAGUGCCUCCACAAAGUGCAGCCACAAUGUCAACGACUCCGAUAAAUAUAGCCCCUUCUCCAGUUGAGGUGCAACUAUUGCAGGGCAGUCAACGGCAGCAACAGCGAAGCAGUUGGGCAAAGUAUGGAAAGUGUCGCAUUAAGAAGCUGCUGAGCUCAGCUGCCAUUUUCGUAGCGCUAUUGCUUAUCGCGGGCGCCAUUUACAUGCAUCUAAAGCAAAAGAAUCAUCUCGGGCGCCUGAACAUAGCGCUGGCGACAAAGGAGAAUAAUGUCAGCGAGGUGAUACUCCCCUUUGAAGUGGUCACUGCUCCGGGCGUGGCUGCACUUGGCUCACCGCUCCUCAGCGAUGACUGUUUGAAGUGCAUUGCAGCAACGGCCACGGACCAUAAGCCGGCAAUGUGCGGGCCAAGCCCAUGCAGCAUAUAUCGUAUCUCCCGGCCGUAUUGGCAGGAUGCGAUACGGCUCGGUCAGUUCUUUGGAGCACAGGAUUACGAGAGCUGCGUAUCAAAUCCGGAGUGUGCCACAGAAACUGUGCGCAGCUUCAUAACAUCCUACGCCAGGGACUGCGACGGUGAUGGACUGAUUCUGUGUCGGGAUCACAUAAUGCUGCAUCAACUGGGACCGACAGGCUGCCUGCAGAGGACGUUGCCGGCUUUUUCCAGAAACCGCAUGCAUGUUUGUCUGAGACAGAAAGAGCUUGAAUAGAGACGAGCUUCUGCCCA